AAUAUCAUCAUAAUCAAUUGCCGAGGUUCUGGACAAAAACAAAAGAACACGAGGUGAUCUAAGACAAACAGGCGGCAUUAUCCGUUUGGACUAGACCACAACCAGACAAGAGCCAUUCCGUAUUCAAUUACAUACAACAAUUCCGGAAUAACGCGACAAAGUUUUUCCUCUGCCCAUCCUUGGAUUCUUCGCGUCGCUCCCUGUCGAUCUCCACACGUCAACUCCACACUAACAUGGAGGAUAACAGCACGCAUACAGGUCAAUAUCGCUCGGCCUGCGCUGAGUGUCAUCGCAGGAAGCAAAAGUGCAAUCGAGAAUGGCCUUGCAACCAUUGUCAGAAGCGCAAGGUCGCAGAUAAAUGCCGCUUCAUCACGGCGAAUACUGCGAGCUCGCCGUCUGAUGGGCUUACGCCGAAUAGCGAUAAGAAGCGCUCGCGUAGUGGUGAGGAUGACGUUGAACCCGACGACUCCGAGCCUGAUGAGGAUGAUGAUGACGUUGGGCUGGGAGCGAUGGGUUAUGCCGCUGGCCCCCUCUUUGAAUCUCUGACUAUCGAUGCAAAGAAGGACAAGAAGCCUUUGGGCGAACUGACCUUGCUUCAUCCAAGUACCUGUCCUCAGCUCAAGCAUGCCAUCGGUGUCUUGCCUGGCCGCCCUCAGAUGGAUGCCCUUGUUCAGAGCUUUUUCAACAACAUGAACUAUCACUACUACAUCAUCUAUCCACCAACUUUCCUCCAGGAAUAUCAACAAUGGUGGGAGCGAAGGAAUCGCAAUCAGUCGCUCUCACUCCAAUGGACCAUCCUACUCGUCAUGGUCUGCGCAUGUGCCACGCAGCAUCUAGAUGUUGAGAUAAAGCCCAUUGUCGAGGUCGAGCUCUCCGAGCCCGCCGAGAAGCUAACAGUAGAAUACCAUAAAGCCGCUACGGAACUCGGAAGAGUGAUUCCGGUUGGCCAUUGCCAUCUGCUCAAUAUUCAAUGGAUGCUUCACUCAAUCUACUGGUACAAGUCGGAAGCAAAGUUCGUUGAAGCGUGGCAUGUUAUCGGCGCUGCUGUUCGAGAGGCGCAUGAAUUAGGUCUUCAUCGAACUGCUAUUGCUGAAGGGCUAUCUGAAUUUGAACGCGAGAUGCGACGAAGAGUAUGGUGUAUCUUAGAUUGUUGGGAUUGGCAAUUUGCUUCUGGUUUAGGUCGUCCGACGAUCAUUGACCACAGUGAUAUCAACGUCGAGCCACCAAGUCUGACUCUAGAAGAUUUCUCUCCCUCACCACUUCUGCAUAUGAAACUUCAGUCAGAGCUGGUGACUCAACUUGCCCAGCGAUGGGGUGCUCCUAAGAACAUCACUUCAGCAGCCGAUAUCCAGGAAUACAAAUCCAUGCUCGAGGACUGGAUCCGACGUUUCCCUGCAGUUUAUGAUGUCGACAACCCUGACACGUCGAAGGAUUAUAAAUUUCCAUGGAUUGUUUACCAUCGCUUUUAUAUCCAUACGAUGGCAUACCUUAUGAUUCUCAACCCCAUGCGAGCGUUCAUGGCGCAAGUUUAUACGAAGAACUCACCUGCGGAUUUACUAGCAGUUCGAGAAGAUGCAGUCUUCUAUUCCCUCAAGAAUUUGGACACGACUACUCGAUGGGCCGAUCAUGCUUCUCAUCGAGAUGCAAGGUUUCACUUCAUCAUCUUCUCACUCUUCGAUACAGCCGCAGUUCUCUCCACUGCUGUUAUCAAAGAUCAGGACGACACAAUCCCCAGAAAGGAUGAGAUCGUCGAUUCAGUGGAUAAUGCAAUCAGGUUGUUGAAGCGUCUCAAGACCCUUUCGAAGACAGCAAAGACAUCUCAUGACAUUCUUGUCAAGAUGGUUCAGAAAAUGCCUAGACGAUCAGCGCCACCACGUGAGACUGUGAAUCGCAAGAAGCAGCGAGUUGCUCCAGUGUCUCCGGCAGCAUCAGCUAUGAAUACUAGUCACGAUGUCGCGAUCAAACCAGAGGCUGGAUAUCAGCCAGAGCAGGAGUCACAGGAAAACUCACCGAGCUACUACGCCAGCUCUGAAGGUGCGCCCUCAGGAUCUACGCCGCAGAGUACGCACUCUUCUCAUGACAAGCAUGAGAACACUGGAUAUGUCACGAGCAACCAAGUCCCUGUCGAGGGAUAUGCGAAGCCCCAGGUUGCUUACAACAUGGGUAUCGUGCCUGGCCAAAUGCCACCUCAACAAGUCCCAUCACCAAGCGCCGGUAUCGAUGGCAUUGUCCAAGGAGGUCUUUAUGGCAUGCCACAUGCUGAUCAUACUGUGGCUGGCAUGGUUCCUCCAACAUACGUUGAUUUUCAUCCCCAGGAUCUCAAUAUCGAUUACGGUCUAGGCGAUAUCACUGACGUCGAUCUUGGAGACUUCUCGCAACUUUGGGAUUGGAGGAGCCUCAAUUUGGAUUUCAUCCAAAGCUCAACAUAGCGCCUUUUCUCUCUCUUCUUUUUUCACUUCAUAUAGUUGGUGUACAUAGAGAUGACUUGUCGUUCAUUGAUGAGGUAAUUUGACCAUAUCUUGAUUUUCUCAGCCUCUGUUGGAAUUUGUUGGAAUCGGUCUUUAAUGGGUUGGUUAAAAAUGCUUUGCUUAUAUUCUUCGGGCGGUUCAACUUUAUGAUUGUGGCCUUUUACUCAACACUGGAGCUUGGAUGCUCGGCGCGAUUCUUUAAGGGAUUGGGUUGAAGGACAACGAAGACUGUGCGAGGAUAUUGUAGUGUAGCCAAUACCAAGUCAAGUUUCUCAGGGGAAGUUUAGCUAUAUCCUAUUGCCCCGGUCUCUGAAAUUCUCGUCUGUCAACAUAUUUAUACAAUACGAAGAGAGACCCAUGUAAUCAAUCCAUUAAUCCAAGCUUCGCAUAGCC
This is a messenger RNA of Fusarium redolens, 2861 nucleotides long. RefSeq names its product fungal-specific transcription factor domain-containing protein. Bases 234 to 2429 code for a protein of 731 amino acids. Gene Ontology annotation, biological process: DNA-templated transcription; regulation of DNA-templated transcription. Gene Ontology annotation, molecular function: zinc ion binding; DNA binding; DNA-binding transcription factor activity, RNA polymerase II-specific. The transcript has 6 exons. Lineage: Eukaryota; Fungi; Ascomycota; Sordariomycetes; Hypocreales; Nectriaceae. The record is from RefSeq and is a predicted model, not a curated record. Gene Ontology annotation, cellular component: nucleus.